AUGUUUAACCACGCUUCGCAGAGAAAAGAGGCAGCGGAAGUCUCCAAAAGGCUCAAUGAGGCGUGGGAACUUCGAUUAAUGGGCGAAGCUCAGUGGUUUCUUGGUAUCCGCAUCCUCCGAGACCGUCAAAUAGGUGCAAUUUGGCUGUGUCAGGAUGCCUACCUAUCAGUAAUUACGCAUAAGUACCAUCUAACUGGAGAAAGAAGACUCGAAGCUCCUCCGGUUAACAUCGCCAAUCUUAAGCCCUUUGAUGGAAUGGCCACCAACGAACACCGAUUGGAGUACUCCUCCAAGGUAGGAUCUGCGCAGUAUGCCACCACUAUCACCAGACCGGACGUUACUAAGGUGAUCGCCUUUAUGUACCAGACUAGAGACCGCGCCAUCUGCUUUCGUAGAAGCACUAGUGAUUUGCCUAGUGUACAGUUCUGCAGCGAUGCCUCGUUCGGGGAUAAUCACGAUCGAAAGAGCUCUGGUGGAUAUCUUUGCAAAGUCUUCGGCGGACCGGUGGAUUGGAAGGCAGCGAAGCAAAAGACCGUUACAACGAGUACCACCGAAGCUGAAUUGCUGGCUAUCUCCGAAGCUGGCAAAUCCAUGCGUAUGUGGGAGCGGAUUUUCCAGAGGGUUAUAUUCAACCCGGGUCACCCUGUCUCAAUUCAAUGUGACAACAAGCAGACGAUCACCUUAUUGACUAAGGAAGCACCUCAUCUGCGCACUAAGCUUCGACAUAUCGACAUCUAUCAGCAUUGGCUUCGGCAAGAAGUGCAAGCCGGUAGGAUCCCAGUGGAUUGGGUCCCUACUGCAAAGAUGGAUGUAGACGGUCUUACCAAACUUCUUCCUCGUCAAAAGCAUGCCAGAUUUGUGAGGCAACUAGGCAUGGAGGACAUUAGAUAUCUCUUGGAGAGAUUGAACUGA
This is a messenger RNA of Penicillium cataractarum, 912 nucleotides long. Its product is annotated as Ty1/Copia family ribonuclease HI. The record is from RefSeq and is a predicted model, not a curated record. The transcript has 2 exons. NCBI's taxonomy places the organism in Eukaryota, Fungi, Ascomycota, Eurotiomycetes, Eurotiales, Aspergillaceae. The coding region runs from base 1 to 912 and encodes 303 amino acids.